This is a messenger RNA of Rhinocladiella mackenziei CBS 650.93, 630 nucleotides long. RefSeq lists its product as uncharacterized. The record is from RefSeq and is a predicted model, not a curated record. The transcript has a single exon. Lineage: Eukaryota; Fungi; Ascomycota; Eurotiomycetes; Chaetothyriales; Herpotrichiellaceae. The coding region runs from base 1 to 630 and encodes 209 amino acids.
AUGUCAGCUGCGCAUGUCUGUUCCUGGAGUGAUUGUGCACAAAUUGCAUCAGUCUCGUUCGUUGCAACGGUCACGGAGCGAUUACAAUUGAAGGAUAUAAUGCAGGACAAGGCUAAUGAGAACCAGGAGCAUGUCUUCCUCGAGCUUUCUGAAUUGAAUGGCCCGACUGAUACCCGAAGUAUACACCUUUUAGACACGGCGUCAUUUAGUAUCAAAAGCAACACUAUCCCGACUGGAGAUACUGCCGUGGCAGCUCAAUAUGAGACGAACGAAAAGGGCGGUGCAACAUCCGUCCCAACUGAGGAAGUACAGAACCAUGUCCCAACCGAGUUCAGAGCCCUUUUCAACUCUCAACUCUGUCUCCUCGUUCCUUGCAUUUCCCAUGUCAUUACGCUCAGCAGACUGGCAGGCUUGCUUUCCUCGACACAAACUCUUGGGUCGGCUCCGUGGGCCCUGAGGGACUACGUACCAGCCCGAUCUCUUAUCUCGUACGACUGGUUCUUGGGAGUACCGGAAGUGAUAUGUGCAACAACAUCGCGAGAUGUCUUGGUUGGGAGUAACGACGAUGUGGCGACUCUUAAGGACGGGCUGGACUACGAGGCGGGAGAAGUCAUGCCGGAUCAGAAAUAA